AUGGAGGUCAGGGCAUGGAGGUCAGGGUAUGGAGGUCAGGGUAUGGAGGUCAGGGUAUGGAGGUCAGGGUAUGGAGGUCAGGGUAUAGAGGUCAGGGUAUGGAGGUCAGGGUAUAGAGGUCAAGGCAUGAAGGUUAGAGUAUGGAGGUCAAGGCAUGAAGGUCAGGGUAUGGAGGUCAGUGUAUGGAGGUCAGGGCAUGAAGGUCAGGGCAUGGAGCGAGAAUCAGAGGAUAACACAGCAGUACGUGCUACAGUGGGAGAGACAUCAGAGGAUAACACAGCAGUCCUACAGUGGGAGAGACAUCAGAGGAUAACACAGCAGUACGUGCUACAGUGGGAGAGACAUCAGAGGAUAACACAGCAGUACGUGCUACAGUGGGAGAGACAUCAGAGGAUAACACAGCAGUACGUGCUACAGUGGGAGAGACAUCAGAGGAUAACACAGCAGUACGUGCUACAGUGGGAGAGACAUCAGAGGAUAACACAGCAGUACGUGCUACAGUGGGAGAGACAUCAGAGGAUCACACAGCAGUACGUGCUACAGUGGGAGAGACAUCAGAGGAUAACACAGCAGUACGUGCUACAGUGGGAGAGACAUCAGAGGAUAACACAGCAGUACGUGCUACAGUGGGAGAGACAUCAGAGGAUAACACAGCAGUACGUGCUACAGUGGGAGAGACAUCAGAGGAUAACACAGCAGUACGUGCUACAGUGGGAGAGACAUCAGAGGAUAACACAGCAGUACGUGCUACAGUGGGAGAGACAUCAGAGGAUAACACAGCAGUACGUGCUACAGUGGGAGAGACAUCAGAGGAUAACACAGCAGUACGUGCUACAGUGGGAGAGACAUCAGAGGAUAACACAGCAGUACGUGCUACAGUGGGAGAGACAUCAGAGGAUAACACAGCAGUACGUGCUACAGUGGGAGAGACAUCAGAGGAUCACACAGCAGCAGUCCUACAGUGGGAGAGACAUCAGAGGAUCACACAGCAUGGGAGAGACAUCAGAGGAUAACACAGCAGUACGUGCUACAGUGGGAGAGACAUCAGAGGAUAACACAGCAGUACGUGCUACAGUGGGAGAGACAUCAGAGGAUAACACAGCAGUACGUGCUACAGUGGGAGAGACAUCAGAGGAUAACACAGCAGUACGUGCUACAGUGGGAGAGACAUCAGAGGAUAACACAGCAGUACGUGCUACAGUGGGAGAGACAUCAGAGGAUAACACAGCAGUACGUGCUACAGUGGGAGAGACAUCAGAGGAUAACACAGCAGUACGUGCUACAGUGGGAGAGACAUCAGAGGAUAACACAGCAGUACGUGCUACAGUGGGAGAGACAUCAGAGGAUCACACAGCAGCAGUCCUACAGUGGGAGAGACAUCAGAGGAUCACACAGCAGUACGUGCUACAGUGGGAGAGACAUCAGAGGAUCACACAGCAGUACGUCCUACAGUGGGAGAGACAUCAGAGGAUAACACAGCAGUACGUGCUACAGUGGGAGAGACAUCAGAGGAUAACACAGCAGUACGUCCUACAGUGGGAGAGACAUCAGAGGAUCACACAGCAGCAGUCCAUCGAACAGUGGGAGAGAAUCAGAGGAUAA
Physella acuta is the source of this 1602-nucleotide messenger RNA. RefSeq names its product golgin subfamily A member 6-like protein 6. Lineage: Eukaryota; Metazoa; Mollusca; Gastropoda; Physidae. The record is from RefSeq and is a predicted model, not a curated record.